Molecule: messenger RNA, 1812 nt
Organism: Ochotona curzoniae (black-lipped pika)
Lineage: Eukaryota; Metazoa; Chordata; Mammalia; Lagomorpha; Ochotonidae
Gene: VMA12
Product: transmembrane protein 199
Exons: 6
Coding region: 19-645 (208 amino acids)
Biological process (GO): vacuolar proton-transporting V-type ATPase complex assembly
Cellular component (GO): endomembrane system
Source: RefSeq, a predicted model, not a curated record
CUGUGGAGUCGACGAGCUAUGGCGUCUUCUUUGGUUGCGGGCGAGCGGCUUCUGUGCGCUUUGGGCCCCGGCGGAGAGCUGGAGCCGGAGAAGCUGCCCCGGAAGCUCCGGGCUGAGCUUGAGGCCGUGCUCAGUCCUAAGCACGCGGGCGCUGAUCGUCCCGGUAGCCCUCGAUGCUUGAUACCCUUCCGUCUGCUCCGGGAUCUGCACCAGCACCUGAGAGAAAGGGAUGGCACACUGUACCUUCAUGAGCUUCUAGAAGGCAGCGAGAUCUACCUCCCAGAGGUGGUGAAGCCCCCACGGAACCCAGAGCUGGUUGCACGGCUAGAAAAGAUUAAGAUACAGCUAGCCAAUGAGGAGUAUAAGCGGAUCACUCGCAAUGUCACCUGUCAGGAUCCAAGACAUGGUGGGACUCUCAGUGACCUGGGAAAACAAGUGAGGCCAGUGAAGGCUUUGAUCAUCACCAUCUUCAACUUCAUUGUCACGGUGGUAGCUGCCUUCGUCUGCACUUACCUUGGAAGCCAGUAUAUCUUCACAGAAAUGACCUCGCGGGUGUUGGCCGCCCUGAUCGUCGCCUCGGUGGUGGGGCUGGCUGAGCUGUAUGUCAUGGUGCGUGCCAUGGAAGGCGAGUUGGGAGAGCUAUAACUGGUGCCUCAUUGUCACAGUCUGGAGAAGGCGCCCAGGGGUUCCUGACCGCCCAUCACGACCUCAGCCAGUCCGCCAGGCUCCUUGUUCUUAGUUCCAUCAAGUCAGGGGACCAAGCCAGGCCACACGUGAUUUCUCCGGGAAGUUCUGUCUUCUGUGAAUUUCCAAAAAGAAGAUCCAAGCCCCACCACAUCUUCAAGAGAGCUGGUCUGUCAGUACCUUCUCCAGUCAUUCUGGGCACUGGGGUUUUUCCAUCAGAAGUAAAUGGAAUCCAGACCUGCCCAGGCAGAAGCCAUACUGCCUUAAACUUGUCGCCUUCUCUGGCCCACACAUAUAUGAUGCAGACCUGUAAUUUUGAGAUCAGACGCUUCCAAGGAAGCAGAAAGGAUAUGUUGUCCCCAGUUUAUGCUGGAAGAAGAGCUGAUCAGAACACUGACAUCAAGUCACAGCAAGAUGGGUUGGGAUAGACUGAUGGAGCUGGAAGCAAAGCAGCUCUCUUGUGGAAAAGGAAAUGAUCUUAGGCCCUUUUUCCAGAAGACAGAAUGGAAAGGCAAAUGGGCAGCUCUGUGGUUCUUCACUGUUUAAUGGAACCAAAGACCCCCUAUGUUAUCCUGCUGUUUGUAUGUCCUCUUAAGCUACUGCAAACUUAGACGAGUUGGUGUGUCAAUAGAAUCUGUAUGGAACACAUAAUAGUAGUCCGGGACAGGCUUUUGGCCCUGUUGUUAAGAUACCAUUUAAGGUGCCCAUGCCUCAUGUUGGAGUACCUGGGUUCAGCUCCAAGGUCCAGCUUUGAUUCCAGCUUCCAGCUAGUGUAGACCCUGGAAGUCAGCAAGUUAUGGCUGAAAUGGUUGGGUGCUUGUCUGUCACCCAGCUUCGGGUAAGCUAGGUCCUGCCACCCUGAGCAUGUAGGAGUCAACCAACAGAUAGAUGGGCACUCUGGUUUUCAAUCUGUUUCUCUUUCUGCCUCUUAAUAAGGAAAAGAGAUGUAUCAACCUUAUUUAUUUUAUUUAUCCAAUACAUAUUUGUUGUGUCCAGCAUGUUCUUACUGCCAGUCUGUGACAAACAAGAUAAAGCAGGGAUUUCCAAGGCUGUGAUAGUUAUCAGUGGUCUGCACCCAACGGCAGCUCUUUCUGUUCAGAGUAUGUGCUCCUAUGCACACACCUCCCC